Molecule: messenger RNA, 1127 nt
Organism: Bursaphelenchus okinawaensis
Lineage: Eukaryota; Metazoa; Nematoda; Chromadorea; Rhabditida; Aphelenchoididae
Source: the annotation of a GenBank genome assembly
AUGAAUUCGAACGAAUGUUUCGGACUGUUAGGUAAGAUGGGAUUAAACUCUUUCUCUACCUACCCUACUUGAGCUGUGAUGGGGAGAGGGACUAUCUUAAUCUCCAAUCCGCCUCUCUUCUACGACAGUCUAAUCAAGUCGAGAAGCUCAAUAAGAGAACGUCAAUUUUAGGUGCGAAUGGUGCUGGUAAAACCACCACUUUUGACGUGCUGACAAACCAAAUACGCUCCUCGGACGGAACAGCUGCCAUAUUGGGUGUGUCAGUCGUGUCUAUCCCCACCAUCGGCUAUUGUCCUCAAUUCGACGCUCUACCCGACAAUCUGACUGGUCGACAGACCCUCAUCUUGUUGGGCAGGUUGAAUGGCUUUAAAAAUGUCAAAGACAGAGUCGAGUUAGUGCUGGAAUGUGUGUUGCUAGCCGAAAUGGCAGACGAGCUGAUCCGAACUUAUAGCGGCGGUCAGAAGCGGCGCUUAUCAAUCGCUGUCUGUCUUAUGUCUGGCUCCCGAUUCCAGGCAUUGGACGAGCCGACAGCCGGCGUGGACCCGGCGACACGACGUCACAUCUGGGACUUGUUGAUAGCGAUGCGAACCCAGAACAAGGCCGUUCUACUCACGACCCACUCGAUGGAAGAGUGCGAAGCGUUGUGCACCAGGAUCGGCUUUCUACGUGCCGGUCGACUACGAGGCAUUGGUACUAGUCAGCACCUAAAGAGUCGGUACGGCAACUCGUACGUACUGACAAUCGUACUCAAGAGCACGAGGAAGGAGGACGUCGAGUACGUGAAUAAGGUCGUUUCCAAAGCGUUCGAAAUCCCGCUGACCGCUGAUCUGGACCACAAAUCGAUUAGUUUUGAGAUUCCAAAGAGGUCGGACGUCUCAUGGAGUGGAAUGUACGAGAAGGUGGAGAGGGUGGUCAGUGAGGUCGAUUCUCAAGGAAAAUCAAAAACGGCUUCAAACGAGUUAGAAGAGCGUAAAGAAGGUUCAAAUGAGAAUGAUUUGUCCAAAGAAGUACCAAAAGAAACAGGUCAACAUAGAGAAGUAUCAAAAGAGGAACAGAUUAUAUCAGAUUUUUAUCUGGUCCAAAACUCUCUGGAACAAGUUUUUACUCGACUGGCUGCUGCACAAUGA